This is a messenger RNA of Staurois parvus, 894 nucleotides long. NCBI's taxonomy places the organism in Eukaryota, Metazoa, Chordata, Amphibia, Anura, Ranidae. The record is from the annotation of a GenBank genome assembly.
AUGUGUAAGAUUGUUACACUUCAGCUAGAAACUCUGGAGCAAUGCGGCUUUAAUGCUUCUCUUCCUCUAGUGAUAAUAGUUCAUGGAUGGUCGAUUGAUGGUUACUUGGAACCCUGGAUCCCAAAGAUGGCAUCUACAUUCAAGUCAAGUAAAAAGCAAAUUAAUGUCAUCAUUGCUAAUUGGCUAACCUCUUCCCAUGUACACUAUGCAAUUGCUGUGCAAAAUACUCGAUUUAUUGGUCUAGAGAUAGCUGAAUUUCUGGAAUGGCUUGAGUCAUCUGUUCAGUUUCCAAGAAGUAAUGUUCACUUGAUUGGGUACAGCCUUGGAGCUCAUGUUUCAGGAUUUGCUGGCAGCUAUUUGAAUGGAUCGAACAAGAUUGGAAGAAUUACAGGACUUGAUCCAGCUGGCCCUUUAUUUGAAGGAAUGUCUGGAACCGACCGCUUGUCUCCAGAUGAUGCAACCCUUGUUGAUGCCAUCCAUACAAACACGCAACAGCAUAUAGGAUUAAGUGUUGGCAUUAACCAACCAGUUGGCCACUAUGAUUUUUAUCCAAAUGGAGGCAACAUACAACCUGGCUGCCAGUUUAAAGACAUAUACAACCAUUUAGUGGAGUAUGGUGUCCUUGGAUUCUCUGAGUCAGUCAAGUGUGCUCACGAGAGAUCAGUCAACUUGUACAUAGAUUCCAUAAAGAAUGAAGACAAAAAUCCCAUGGCAUACGAGUGUAAAGAUUAUGAUACCUUUGAGAAGGGCAUGUGCCUAAACUGUCAGAAACAUGGCUGUGUUUCCAUGGGGUAUAAUCUUACUUCAAAGAAAAUGUACCCUGGGCGUAGACUUUUUCUGAAGACACGAUCACUAAUGCCAUACAAAGGUAAGUGGAGCACAAAAACAGAUUAA